AUGAUUAGGCUUCUACUAAAAUCCAUCCUCUUUGUGUGGAUAACUUGUUUUUUAGUGGGAUUCUUAAUAGCUGAAAGCACGACAACACGACCAAACUUUGAAACACCCUCAGAUUAUUUCCUCUUCAGAAUCAAGAAUGGUAGAACAUUACCAUCUAUUUCGAAGAGAAAUCCUCAAAGUAUUCCCUAUCUUAAUAAGGCCCAGCAACGUUUUACCUCUAAGAAUCCUUGGAAUGCUCGUUACACUGAAGAAACCCCAAGCUCUGAGCAAUUCAUGUAUGAUGCUGUUUUAGCCUUUGAUACCUACAAUCUUGACUAUCACCCAUAUGUGAUGGAUAUUGGUUGUACUAGGAAUAUUUUGUAUAUUAGACCAGAUGCCUCUGUUCCAAAUCAUGUUGAAAUGAUGAAGAAUCAUCUUGCUGUUGGAAAUUUGCUUGUUUCAAGCAAGAAGAGUUUUGCCUGUUAUGAUCACUCUCUCAAUGAUCAAGCAGAGACUGAUGAAAAAGUUCUCUACAGAUUAGUCACCAAAUCAGAGUUGAUUUACAACAAGGAGAAUGGCAUUACUUAUUUCCAAUUAGAAACUGGUAAAUUAUCCCUCCUCCAAGUCUUUUCAAAACUCAAAUUAUUAAAGAGUAGACCACUAGGUUAUGUUGCCAAGAAUGGAAGAUUCUCUGGCUCUGCUAGCAAUGAUAAGGCAUUUGAAAUUGGUUGGAAUGUGAAAAGAGAUAGCAAGGGAAAGAUUCUCUACACAAAUAAUAUUCCUACCUAUGAUCAAUCGUCAGUUACAAUGUCCUAUUCAUUCCUUACCUUUGAAUGUACCAAUUGUUUCUUUAGUUUCUAUGCUGGUUAUUAUAUAUACAUUGAAACUGACAUGCCAUGGGAAAUUCUAGACACUGCUAGAGGUACUGGUUUUUAUGCCUUGAGAGUUACACUUCCAACUUUGAAGGUUACGGCCACAGGCAAAUAUGAAAGAGAAUUUGAGUUGAUGAAGAAGAAGGACUUUUACACUGCUGCCUUUGCUGUUGGACCUUUGCCUGUUGAGAUGGCAAUUGGAAUGGGAGUCGGUUUGAAAAUCUACUUGGAGGCCAGUGCAUCUGUCAGCUUUACAAGCGAUUAUACAAGAUCUGGCUCUGCAGGUUUUGAAUAUAUUGAGGGAAACCAUAAAAAGACUACAACUAGUGGAUCAGUUAGUGGUGGUCUCAGAGUGAGUGAAUAUCUUUCUCUUCAAACUCAAGCUAAGGCAACUCUUGAACCAACUCUAUAUAUUACAUUCUAUGAAUUAUUCCCAAUUAUUUUUAAGAUUAAUCCAUACAUUAAUGUCAAAACUCAAACUAAUCCAAAAUCAGGUUGUAAACUUGGUAUGAAUGUCUAUUGGGGUAUUGAUGGUGAAGUUGGUAUUGAUGAAAUUGAAUUGUAUGAUUAUACCAUAUGGGACGGUUAUACUUACGACUUUCCAAUUGUUUCUGAAACUGCCAUUAGCUCACUGUGUGGUAUCUGCUUGAAAAAGUCAAGAAGAUCCAUUGAAAACACUAUGGCUAUUGAUUAUAUCUAUGAUGUGAGUGAAAUGCAGAAUAUUGUUGAAACUAUCACUGAUAAUUCAACAAUUGUUGCCAGACAAAUCUCAAUUGCCGCCGAUAACUUUGAUUACUAUGAUGGCAUUACUUUGAAUUUGGGCUUUACCGUUGCAUGUCAAAUUUCUUAUGGUUCUGUUUCUUAUGAAAUUUCUCAAGAAAGUGUUCAAAUUCCAUUCCAAAAUCUUGUCGCUGAAAAUACUAACAUUGUUAAGGUCAUUAUCAGUAAGGAAGAAACAGAGCAAGUUUCAGUCAAUUUCAAUUAUUAUAGAAGUUCUAUUCAAUUCGGAAAAUCUGUAAAGAUUAGAUCAGGUCUCAUUUUGAUUGAUAUUCCUUCUAUUGUUCCAGACUAUUUGUCAUUUAGCUUAUCAGUUGGUCAACUCACUCUUAAUGAUGGAACUCUUGUUGGAAAUCUUUUGGAAGUUAAAGCCAAUUCAUUCCCAUUAUUCCUCACUUAUACUGGAAGCGAUUCUACACUUACUGUCUUCCCAGUCUAUAAGGGUAACAGUGGUAAGACUGUUAGACAUGUCUUUGAUGGUGUUCAAUCCAGAACUGCUAUCAUGUAUGUUCCAAAUACUGGAAUUUCUCAAUCCCUCCAUUCAUUUGUCGUAACACCAAUCUUACCUAAGAAUGCUGAUGUUACCAUUAAAAUGUUGACUGGCUCAUCAUUUAGUACUGCAUCAAUGAUUGCCAUGACCAGUGCUGUCACCUUGUCAAAGACUGGAAACUCAUUGAAUUCCAUUCCAAAGGUUAUUUACCUUGAAGUGUCGGGAUCAUUUGCAGAAUUAGAACUCCUUAUUGAACCAUUAGAAAUCUAUCAAUUAGAUUUAACUGCUGACACGUCAUUCAAAUACUCAACUCUUUCACCAUUUGGUUUGGCCAUAGACAGAGGAAACUCUUUCGGUAGUCUAGGUAUGGUUAUUGGUAUGGAAAAUUCUACUCAAGGUUAUAUUGGCUAUAAGUUGCAGUCUGAAGAAAACAAAUUGGAAAGUCUCUACACUUCCAAGUCGAGUAGAACCAAUGUUUUUGGCUUCUCAAAGCAAUCCAAUACUGGUCUCAUGGAAGGAACCGUCUAUAUGCGUGUAGAAUCUAGGGCUGUCAUGAGAAACUUACAAGACACAGUCUCUGGAACUAUUCACUUUAGUGAACUAAAGAAUGAAAACAUUACUGUUUCAAUCAAGUUUACCAAUAAUGAAGGAAAAUAUACUGAUGAAUUGGAAUUCUCUGAUUUGACAAAGGAACACAAUAUUUACCUCUGUGUCCUUGUCAAUGAUGCUCAAUAUACUUUCAAUCAACACUAUAUUGGAAAUGCAAACUCAUUUGUCAAGUUCAUUAACAGUAUCAAGACACAAGAAGAACACUCCAACUGGAAUAAUAUCAUUCUUCCAAUGCUUUCAUAUAGUGUUUCUCUUAAUAAGCACAAGGUUGUCCUCGAAAAUCCACAAACUAUGAAGAUUAAGCUUCCUAUUUAUCCAAACUUUGAAACUGAGAAGGAAAGAGUCAUGUUCACCAAAUUGUCAACUCACAUCUUCAUUCCCGAACCAUUGCAAGCCCAAGCAACCGGAGCUUUGAAUGCUGAUAAUACUGGUGUUACGUUAACUCCAGGAGAUAUUGGAGCAAUUAUUGCAUCAGUGGUUGGUUUUGCAAUUAUUGUAGUGUUGGUGAUUGCAUUGAUUGUUGUUAUUGUUUUGUGGAAGUGUACUUCUAACAAGGCUGCAUCCAAUGCUUCAACUGUUUCAGUGACCAGAGAUGUUGAAAUGCAAAAACCUCAAGCAACAACCAACUAG
Molecule: messenger RNA, 3357 nt
Organism: Naegleria gruberi
Lineage: Eukaryota; Heterolobosea; Eutetramitea; Acrasida; Naegleriidae
Exons: 1
Coding region: 1-3357 (1118 amino acids)
Source: RefSeq, a predicted model, not a curated record